Molecule: messenger RNA, 1810 nt
Organism: Setaria italica (foxtail millet)
Lineage: Eukaryota; Viridiplantae; Streptophyta; Magnoliopsida; Poales; Poaceae
Product: lysine-specific demethylase JMJ30
Exons: 6
Coding region: 128-1399 (423 amino acids)
Molecular function (GO): 2-oxoglutarate-dependent dioxygenase activity
Source: RefSeq, a predicted model, not a curated record
GGCAAAGCCGCACGCAUCCGGAGGAAGGCAACCAGAGCCAGAAAUAUCUCCUCCGCCUCUCCUGCGCUUUUGCGCUUUUCCUCCUCCCCCCGCACACCCAGCACACGCCGUCGUCCCCUCCUCCCCGAUGGCCUCCGCCGGCGUCGAGGGCGAGGCGGACCGGGUGGCGGCGCUGCUGCGGGAGAUAACGGGUGAGGGCGGGUUCGCGUUCGUCGCCUCGGCGGAGAAGGCGGCGGCGGGGGCCGGGGACCUCCGCGCGGCGGAGGCGGCGCGGGAGAUGGCGUGGGAGCAGCUCCACUCGGGCCCCUGGAACGAGGUGGGCGCCGCCUGGCGGGACGCAUACGCGCUCGCCUGCCUCCACGUCGCCCGGCUCCGCGCUGGCGGCGACCGCCCCGCCGCGGUCAAGGCGCUCGACAUGGGGCUCAUCAUGGGGGGCAACCUGCUCCGCGCCGACCUCGAGGCCGCCCUGGCACGCAUCUCCUCCGCCGAGCCGUGCGGCUGCGGCGGCGGCGGCCGCGAAGAGGGCGCGGGGGCCGUCGAUGAGGAGGACCGGAGGUGGAGGGAGGGGCUCGACAGGAACCGAGACAUCGCUGAUGUGAGAUCGCUAUUGCCUUUUAAUUUGUUUCAGGCACUCAAAAUUCUCCCAGCAAAGUCUUUAUCCAGUAAGAAAGUCGAGAGGCGAUCACACAUUUCCUUGGAGGAGUUUAUAUGUAAUUACUUUUUAUGUGAGUCCCCUGUCAUAAUCGGUGGCACCAUUGACCAUUGGCCUGCAAGGACAAAAUGGAAGGACAUUAAAUACCUCAAGAAAAUUGCUGGAGAUCGGACUGUUCCUGUUGAAGUUGGAAAAAAUUAUGUGUGUAGUGAUUGGAAGCAGGAGCUUAUCACAUUUUCUCAGUUCCUUGAGAGGAUGUGGUCAACUGGUUGUCCAUCAAACUUGACAUAUCUAGCUCAGCAUCCAUUGUUUGAGCAGAUAAAAGAGCUUAGUGAAGACUUAAUGGUUCCUGACUACUGUUAUGCUGGCGGAGGUGAACUACAAUCACUCAAUGCUUGGUUUGGCCCACAUGGGACAGUAACACCAUUGCACCAUGACCCGCACCACAACAUCUUAGCUCAGGUCUUGGGCAGGAAGUACAUUAGACUUUAUCCUGCUUCCAUAUCUGAGGACUUGUAUCCACACACAGAAACUAUGCUAAGCAACACCAGUCAGGUAGAUCUUGACAACAUGGAUUUGAAGGAGUUCCCUAGGGCUGAAAACCUGGAAUUCAUGGAUUGUGUACUGGAGGAGGGUGAGCUGCUUUACAUCCCACCAAAAUGGUGGCACUACGUUCGAUCUCUCUCCACAAGUUUCUCGGUUAGCUUUUGGUGGCGUGCCACGGUUGAACCUUCAGGCGGUUCAUAGCAUCAAUUCUUUCUCUCCCAUAUUAUUGGAAUCAGAUUGCAGAAGACUAAAGAAACCUGACAGGACCCUUCGAUUCAGGUGACAUCCGCUUUUGAAUGGAUGUAGGCACACCAUCACAGCUGUGCAUUGUUAGUUUUACCACAGUGAUUCAGAUAUUGAAAUUGUUGCCUGUAUGCCACUUGUAACAAUGCGACGUUCGUCGCGCUACCCGCUACCAUCUGAUUCAUGAAAGUUGAGGUCGAAGGGGUGCAGUAGUCCCCACUCCCCGCGUCAUUUCUUCAAACUAGUAGUCAGUACCGCUACCUACCACAUACCGUUUCUGACUUUCUGUACGAAGAGCUGUCUUUUUGUUUUUGAAAAAGAAACGAAGAGCUCUGUCCGUUGCCUGUAAUUACAACCACUGCUUGUACA